CGCGGUGUCCUCCGCUCUGCGAGAGGGAAGAGGGCUGAGGACCUCUGUGACCAGGCCAGAAGCCUCCCGGCCCCAGGCGCACAGGAUGGACGCGGGCCCCGGCUGCAGGGGCCUCCUGGGACUCUGCCUGCUGCUGCUCCUGCUGGCGCGGCCACUGCGGGGACAGUCCAGCCCCAGCUGCUACGGGAUCCCGGGGAUGCCAGGCCUGCCGGGGGCCCCUGGGAAGGACGGACAUGACGGGCUGCAGGGCCCCAAGGGCGAGCCCGGAAUCCCAGCCAUCCCUGGCACCCGAGGACCCAAGGGCCAGAAGGGCGAGCCGGGCCCAGCCGGCUACCCCGGGAAGAACGGCCCCAUGGGACCCCCUGGGGCGCCGGGGGACCGCGGCCCCAGUGGGCUUCCCGGGGAGCCCGGGGAGGAGGGCAGGUACAAGCAGAAGCACCAGUCGGUGUUCACGGUCACCCGGCAGACCUCCCAGUACCCGGCGGCCAACGGCCUGGUCAGGUUCAACACGGUGGUCACCAACCCGCAGGGGGACUAUGACACGGGCACGGGCAAGUUCACCUGCAAGGUGCCCGGGCUCUACUACUUCGUCUACCACACGUCGCACACGGCCAACCUGUGCGUGGUGCUCUACCGCAGCGGCGUCAAGGUGACCACCUUCUGCGACCACAUGUCCAACAGCCGGCAGGUCAGCUCGGGCGGCGUGCUGCUGCACCUGCAGGCGGGCGAGCAGGUGUGGCUGGCCGUCAACGACUACAACGGCCUGGUGGGCACCGAGGGCUCCGACAGCGUCUUCUCGGGCUUCCUGCUCUUCCCCGACUAGCCGCCGGCCGGUGGACUCCUCCUCCAGGAAGCCCACCCUGACUCCCCACCCCGCCCUCCUGUCCCCUCCCCCUCUGAGCUCCUCUCGGGGCCACUGCUUGUCCCGUUCCUGAACCAGUACCUCCUGGGACCGUCAUUCAUUUUUAUCUGUUCAGGUCUUGGAAGAGGGGGGGAUGGACGAAUAAAUAAUUAGACCCCUA
Molecule: messenger RNA, 1022 nt
Organism: Marmota flaviventris (yellow-bellied marmot)
Lineage: Eukaryota; Metazoa; Chordata; Mammalia; Rodentia; Sciuridae
Gene: C1qc
Product: complement C1q C chain
Molecular function (GO): protein binding
Source: RefSeq, a predicted model, not a curated record